AUGUCAUCCGUCAUGCAUUACUAUCCAGUGCACCAGCCAAAGAUGAACACCUACCCAGCUCCAGUGGUCAAGUACAGCAAUCUCCUGUACGGAAAUCAUCACAACACAAGCAACCCGCCACAAGCCAUGCAACAAUCGCAGCAAACACCCCUUCCAGCCGUGGUCUCGCUGCCCGCGUACCAUUCUCCAACCACACUGCCCUUGUCAGUGGGGGAGCAGCAGGGGCAGCAGAUAUCUUCCGAUGAGAAUAUGGCCUUGCAGCCAGCGCAGGCGCAACGGGUCAAGUUGAAGCGUUCCCGGACAGCAUUCACAAGCGUGCAGCUCGUGGAGCUGGAGAGCGAAUUCAAGAGCAACAUGUAUCUGUACAGGACGCGUCGCAUUGAGAUUGCUCAGCGUCUGUCGCUGUGCGAGCGUCAGGUGAAGAUCUGGUUCCAGAACCGUCGCAUGAAGUUCAAGAAGGACAUUCAGGGUCAUCGCCAACGCGACUCGAAGCCCAAUGCCAAAUUGACGCAGCCUCAAACGGAGCAGAGCGCUCAUCGCGGCAUUGUGCAGCGACUAAUGUCCUACUCCCAGGAUCCCAGUGCAGAGAAACGCGCUGCACAACCGAACCCACCUGUUAUGCCACCCACGUUGCCAAAUCCGGCUCAAGACUUGUACGGACAUGUCAAGCCCAAGCCAAAGACUCAAACGGUGGCCAGCAGCGCAUCGGAUCUGAGUGAAAUUCUGGAACACCUCGCCCAGUCGACGGCAGCACCCGCAUCCAGUGCUGCUCUGCCUGCCAGCUCCGCCUCAACGGGACACUACUCGUACAAUGUGGAUUUGGUGUUGCAGAGCAUCAAACAGGAUCUGGAGGCAGCGGCUCAGGCCUGGUCCAAGUCCAAUGCAGCGCAGACCCGUCACCACAAUGCCGAACCAAUUGCAAUGCACCCUAGCUCAUCGCUAUCCAUGAAUCUCUCGUGGGGUGAGCCAGUGGCCAAGUCAAGGAAGUUGAGCGUCUCGCACCUGAAUCCCUGCACGGCUUCCUACGACUAUCACAACUGAAGACAACUAUCUCUGCUUCUUUGCCCAUAUUUUUUUUCUGCUUUAAGUUAAAUCUAAGUAUUCGUCCCUGGUAAAAGAAGACGUAAAAGAUACA
Drosophila grimshawi is the source of this 1135-nucleotide messenger RNA. Its product is annotated as protein zerknuellt. Bases 1 to 1041 code for a protein of 346 amino acids. The record is from RefSeq and is a predicted model, not a curated record. Lineage: Eukaryota; Metazoa; Arthropoda; Insecta; Diptera; Drosophilidae. Gene Ontology annotation, molecular function: DNA-binding transcription factor activity, RNA polymerase II-specific; RNA polymerase II cis-regulatory region sequence-specific DNA binding. Gene Ontology annotation, biological process: regulation of transcription by RNA polymerase II. Gene Ontology annotation, cellular component: nucleus. The transcript is spliced from 2 exons.